This is a messenger RNA of Mobula hypostoma (lesser devil ray), 875 nucleotides long. RefSeq lists its product as uncharacterized. The coding region runs from base 73 to 663 and encodes 196 amino acids. The transcript has 4 exons. NCBI's taxonomy places the organism in Eukaryota, Metazoa, Chordata, Chondrichthyes, Myliobatiformes, Myliobatidae. The record is from RefSeq and is a predicted model, not a curated record.
GCUCUGAGCGGCGUUGUCUGGGUGUAUUGGAGAGACGCACAUUACAUUGGGUUUUGCAGUUUCUUUCCGGACAUGUCUUAUUCCGUAGUGAGCAGAGUCAAGUCGGUUACGAGGGCGGGUCAGGAGGAUCGGGGUAGGGAUGAAACAACAAAUAGAGAUGGGAUGGGAAAGGCUCCUCGGAGAGGCAGAGAUGCAAAGACAGGUACAGGUUUAGGUGCUGGCACAGGACUAGGUAGAAGUUCACUCACAGAUACGGGUAUUGGGAAAAGUUCAAGUAAAGCAAAAGUUUCAGGUGAAAUUUCAAGCACAAGCCGGCGUGGGAAUAAGGACAACUCUAUGGUACUACAAAAACGUAGAGCCACUAAUCAAAAUGCAUCUCCACCCAAAUCUGGUCAAAAAACAACUUACUGUCAUGGUGCAUAUUCUGUAACUGUACCAGAUCCGAAGAAGAGGAGUGACUUACAGAAAAAAGCAGCUGCAGAGUUGGCUGCCUUGGAAAAGCUGAAACAUCGAAAUAUCAGUCAAGUUUCUAUCAUUCCAAGCAGUGUUGGGUCACGAGAAGCCAUGGGAGCAGGAGGAAGAUGGUCGUAUGAGCAGCUGAUGUAUAUCACAGGUCCUGAUUACGUGAUCAUUGACGGCAGGCCGACUAUCUCUGAAGAGUAAUUGAUAAUGGUUGGGGUCAUCCGUCUUGUAAAGACACUGCCCAGAACAAGGCAAGAACAAUCAUGAUGCUGGGACCAUGAUUGCCUACGUCAUACGACAUGGCACAGGUUGAUGAUGGUGAUUGUUGGAAAGCUGUUCCACCACCUUUGAUGGCGUUGGUCCUUGUGUGACUUCAUUGUAGCAGUUAAACAUCACUUUUGUUGCUUGGGACA